UGCAUUUAGGUACUUUUAUGUGUCUCCAUUUUCGACUUCUUCGUCGCCCACUGUAACGCGGAGUCGCAGUCGCAGACUGUUGAGAGCUUACAACAUUUCAAGCCUCAAUUCGAAGCAGUCGUAAUUCCUCUUUCUCCAUCUUCGGGGAAUAAUAAUGGCGAAGGGAAGGGGGAAUCGGCAUCAGGGGAAGAGAUCUUCGACGGUAGUUUUGGUGUUGUCAAUGCUGUUAAUGCUGACAGUGGUACUAUUGAUGCUUCUCGGCCUCGGUAUCCUCUCUCUUCCAAUUGGCGCCAAUGAAAACUCUCUGUCGGUUGGAGAUCGCAUCAGAUUGAAGCGCUUGACAUUGGACCCUGGCAAAAGUAGUGAAGGAUUGGGGGAAAGAGGGGAACAGUGGACGGAAAUUCUUUCGUGGGAGCCUAGGGCUUUCUUGUAUCAUCAUUUUCUGUCUAGGGAGGAAUGCGAGUAUUUGAUAAAUCUUGCCAGGCCUCACAUGGUGAAGUCAACAGUGGUGGAUAGCAAGACUGGCAAGAGUAAGGACAGCAGGGUUCGUACAAGCUCGGGAAUGUUUUUGAGAAGAGGGCGAGAUAAGGUCAUUAGAGAUAUUGAAAAACGAAUAGCAGAUUUCACUUUCAUACCUGUAGAGCAUGGGGAAGGUUUACAGGUUCUGCACUAUGAAGUGGGACAAAAAUAUGAGCCUCACUAUGAUUACUUUCUGGAUACAUACAACACUAAGAAUGGUGGUCAACGAAUAGCUACUGUUCUUAUGUAUUUAUCAGAUGUUGAAGAAGGUGGCGAGACAGUUUUUCCUGCCGCCAAGGGAAACUUCAGUGCCCUGCCAGGGUGGAGUGAGAAAUCAGCGUGUGCUCAGAGAGGCCUUUCUGUGAAACCUAAAAUGGGUGAUGCUCUACUUUUUUGGAGUAUGCACCCUGAUGCUACUUUAGACCCAUCAAGCUUGCACGGAGGUUGCCCUGUUAUCAAAGGGAAUAAGUGGUCGUCCACCAAGUGGCUGCAUGUUGAAGAAUAUAAAGUCUAGGCUGAACUCAAAGGCGUUACAGAUGGAGAGAAUUUCAGCAGUCGGUCCAAACGGGAAUUUAAUUUGUAGGAAAUACAGCAGAGUCUGACAUAUUGCUCAUAUACAUUGAAUGUUUGAUCAUAACUUGUCACUUAACUUGGGAGGACUGAAGAUAGACUUACAGACAUUGUAUGACGAUGAUGUUCCUGUAAAUUGAAGUGAUCUGUGUUGUACCAUUUAUUCAAUUUUCUUCGUGA
This is a messenger RNA of Andrographis paniculata, 1269 nucleotides long. RefSeq names its product probable prolyl 4-hydroxylase 3. Gene Ontology annotation, molecular function: L-ascorbic acid binding; iron ion binding; procollagen-proline 4-dioxygenase activity. Gene Ontology annotation, cellular component: endoplasmic reticulum. Gene Ontology annotation, biological process: peptidyl-proline hydroxylation to 4-hydroxy-L-proline. NCBI's taxonomy places the organism in Eukaryota, Viridiplantae, Streptophyta, Magnoliopsida, Lamiales, Acanthaceae. The coding region runs from base 155 to 1033 and encodes 292 amino acids. The transcript is spliced from 9 exons. The record is from RefSeq and is a predicted model, not a curated record.